This is a messenger RNA of Etheostoma cragini (Arkansas darter), 621 nucleotides long. RefSeq names its product GM2 ganglioside activator (gene gm2a). Gene Ontology annotation, cellular component: cytoplasmic side of plasma membrane. Gene Ontology annotation, biological process: lipid transport; ganglioside catabolic process. The transcript is spliced from 3 exons. Gene Ontology annotation, molecular function: lipid carrier activity; enzyme activator activity. Bases 143 to 589 code for a protein of 148 amino acids. The record is from RefSeq and is a predicted model, not a curated record. NCBI's taxonomy places the organism in Eukaryota, Metazoa, Chordata, Actinopteri, Perciformes, Percidae.
ACACGGAAGUGCCUUCAGCAGGACAUAAGAAGAAGAAGAACACCACCCGGUGAGCUUCACCUUCCUCCUCCGUCCUGCUCCGGUACCGGUCAGUUUAAGCCCACGCGGACCCCCCCCCACCCCGGCGCCCAGAGACCACGCGAUGGACAAAGGUGUUUUUCUCACGGUGACGGUGACGUUGAGCCUCUUCACGCUCGGGACGCAGGUAACGUGCAGCUCCCCCGGGCUGAGGAGAGUCACGAGGGCACAGGUUCUGGGUUUCGACUGGAAGAACUGCGGCCAGCCAGAUGAUCCAGCUGUUCUCAAGACCCUGGCCCUGUCUCCAGACCCGAUCUCCAUCCCCGGAGACCUGACGGCCUCCGCCUCUGGAUCCACAUCCGUAGAGCUGUCUGCCCCCCUGGCUGUGAGUACUCUAAGGACUCUCCCCCCCCAGGGAUCGUACUCUCUGCCCCAGUCGGACUUCUACCUGCCCAACAUGGACCUGCCCUACUGGCUGACCAACGGGGACUACCGUCUGCAGGGGGUCCUGGGCAGCCGGGGCAAAGAGCUGGGCUGCCUCAAGCUGUCCCUCUCCAUUCACUCCCACUGAAGGAGGUCUUACGUGGUCCACUAUUUGCACUU